AUGAGUGAGACACCACAGGCUGUGGUCGUGAAGACUUUUGGAGGACUAGAUGAGAUCUCUGAGGAGAUGAGUGAAGCUGAGCGGCGCUGCAUCGAGGCUGAGUUUGAGCGGCUGCGCUGCUGCUGGCGGAGCGGGAGCGGGAGCGCCCCGAUGUUGGGAGGAUCCUACGCGGAUAGGGAGCGACUGGUUGCUUCACAUCCUUAUCGCUCCAGCUGUGGAGAGGUGCUUGGCUGCUACAUCCAUCACAUAACACCUGCUCCUCUAAUUUCUUUUCCCAGCUUGAGUGAAAUGAGGCUCCACCUCCCCUCGGGGCUCCCCAGGCAGCUGGAGAAGAGCCUGAGCUCCUGCUGCCACCAAAGCGAUGCUCUGUGGGAGGCCCUGGAGAAGUUCAGAGCCUCUGUUCUAGGUCAGCCUUCACAAGGCAUCAGUGGCUUCUGCCCCAGCCGGCAGCUGGCCAAUGUGGUGGCAGGCAUGCAGGAGCUGGCCCCGCUGCCGGCGCAGGAUCUGUGCCACAGGCACCUCACUGUCUUCUGUCACUGUGAUGGAGUCCUCGUCUGCACCGCCUGCAUGAGCAUCGUGCCCACCCCACUGUGCUGCUCGAGGAGGCUGCUCGCUGCUACAGGGAGUAUAAACCCCUUUUCCCUGCAGAAGCAGUUUGAAGCUUCCCAAAAAACCCUGCAAGAGGAGGACAAGUGACAUGCUGGGCUGACUGAGGCAGCAGAGGAGACAAGACAGGAGAUGCUGACUCGAGGCAGGGCUGACAAGCAGAAGCUGCAAGCCAUGCUGAAGGGGCUCUGCUGGGUGCUGAGUGACCAGGAAUCACAGUUUCUUUCCUGGUUCCAUUGCCUGUGCUGGAGGCUGGAGGAACAGCAACAUGGUGAAGCUGCCGAGAUGUCACGGAUCCAGCAAUGCCACGCAGAGCUCCAGGCCAAGUGCCAGCAACCAGAUGGUGA
Messenger RNA from Zonotrichia leucophrys gambelii, 953 nucleotides. RefSeq lists its product as uncharacterized. The transcript is spliced from 6 exons. The record is from RefSeq and is a predicted model, not a curated record. Bases 1 to 696 code for a protein of 231 amino acids. NCBI's taxonomy places the organism in Eukaryota, Metazoa, Chordata, Aves, Passeriformes, Passerellidae.